AUGGAAAUUCGUGAACGGUACCGGUUUUUCCCGGAAACUAUUCUGUUUCUUGUCAACAUACUGAAUUUGGAGAGGGCUACUGAACGUUCUUGUCCUCUUCCGCCGCUCAUUUCAACUUUAGCGGCAUUGCAUUUCCUUGCAACUGGCACACACCACAUUGUGACGGCAGGGCUGCAUGGAAUCUCAAGGUCCAGUGUAUAUAGAGCGGUCAAGCAAUUCACGGACAGCGUGUGUCUACAUCUAAAUGACUUUGUUUUCUUCCCAAAUAUCGAAAAUGUGCAACGGACGGUGCAAAAACAGUUUUACAACAUCGCUGGUUUCCCCCAAGUGGUUGGUGUGGUUGAUGGGACACAUAUCCGUAUUCAAGCGCCUAGCGCCAACGAAGACGAUUAUGUGGACAGAAAGGGAUUUCACUCCCUUAAUGUACAGAUGAUUUGUGAUGCCACUUUUCGGUUUGUUGACGUAGUCGCAAAGUGGCCUGGGAGCGUUCACGAUUCAAGGAUCUUUCGUGAAAGCGCCAUACGUCAGCGUUUUGAAAGAGGUGAAAUCGACGGUCUUCUGCUUGGUGACUCUGGCUAUGGAUGCAAGAGGUAUCUUAUGACACCAUAUCAAAACACUGACAGUCCUUGUAAGGAACGGUUUAACAUAUCCUUAUGUCGAACAAGAGUGGUGAUCGAGCAAGCUUUUGGCGUUCUCAAGCGUAGGUUUCCAUGUCUACAUUAUGGACUUAGAGUAAAACCUGACAGAGCAGCCAAAAUAACAGUCGCGUGUGUCAUUCUUCAUAACAUUGGAUUAGAGAGGCAAGACAUGUUUUCACGAACAUGUGAGGAUGACACGGAUCAGCCACAUGUUGUUUAUGAAGGAGAUGGGUCUGGAAACAGUUACAGAGACCACAUCGCAGAAUCUUUCUUUUAAGAACAUAUAGUUAUAUAAUAACAAGGGCUGUAUGCAAAACAUGCAUGCCCCCCAUAUGGCCUGUCAGUUGUAGUGGUAGCCAUUGUGUGCAUACGUUUAUUGUCACUGUGAUCU
Dreissena polymorpha is the source of this 1029-nucleotide messenger RNA. Its product is annotated as putative nuclease HARBI1. Bases 1 to 915 code for a protein of 304 amino acids. Lineage: Eukaryota; Metazoa; Mollusca; Bivalvia; Myida; Dreissenidae. The record is from RefSeq and is a predicted model, not a curated record. The transcript has 5 exons.